This is a messenger RNA of Neurospora tetraspora, 1889 nucleotides long. RefSeq names its product ribosomal protein S5 domain 2-type protein. Lineage: Eukaryota; Fungi; Ascomycota; Sordariomycetes; Sordariales; Sordariaceae. The coding region runs from base 191 to 1780 and encodes 529 amino acids. Gene Ontology annotation, molecular function: galactokinase activity; ATP binding. The record is from RefSeq and is a predicted model, not a curated record. Gene Ontology annotation, biological process: galactose metabolic process; carbohydrate phosphorylation. Gene Ontology annotation, cellular component: cytoplasm; cytosol. The transcript is spliced from 2 exons.
GGUCCUUGUAAGUGUGCGGGGCAGCUCGUACCUGGAACCGCGGGGCAACUACUCCAAGCUUGAGCUCCCUUUUCAUCACCUUACCCUUCUUCCUCUCCCAUAUUUCAACCCACCUUCCACCCUUUUUCUCCUUUGCGGUCCUCACUUGGCUGGUCCAAUUCUCAAGAUACCCCCAAAAACCAACGUCACCAUGUCCGGCCCCGUCCCCAUCGCCAACUCGCUCGAGGACAUCUACACCCCCGACGCCCUCGACACGCAAACAAAACGAUGGAACAACCUCCUCUCCAAGUUUGAGUCCACCUACGGCCACCAGCCCGAGUUCGUGUCCCGGUCUCCCGGUCGAGUGAACAUCAUCGGCGAGCACAUCGACUACUCUCUGUACUCGGUGCUUCCCAUGGCCAUCACCGCCGACGCCAUCCUCGCCGUGUCAACACACCUUCCAGCUCCCAAGGAGGGCACCUUCAGGAUCCAGAUCGCCAACGUGCAGGAUUCCAAGUUCAAGUCUCGCGAGUUCGACAUCCCCUAUGACUCCGUGGACAUUGACUCUACCGUUCACGAAUGGACCAACUACUUCAAGUCCGGCCUGCGCGGAGCUCUGGAGCUGUUGCGCAAGAAGCACGGGGCCGACUUCAAACCCAAGAGCAUGCAGAUUCUCAUGGACGGCACCGUACCUGCCGGCGGAGGACUCAGUUCGAGCGCGGCCUUUGUCACGGCUAGUGCUUUGGCUGUCAUGGCGGCCAAUGGCGAGCAGACGGUUGACAAGAAGGAGUUGACGGAGCUGGCUAUUGUCAGUGAGAGAGCCGUUGGUGUGAACUCUGGAGGAAUGGACCAAUCCGCCUCCGUCUUCUCCGAGCGCGGCUCCGCCCUCUUCGUCUCCUUCACGCCCACCCUCCUCGCCCGCCCCGUCUCCUUCCCGCCCACCUCCCCCGAACUCACCUUCCUCAUCGCCCAAUCCUUCGUCACAGCCGACAAGUUCGUGACCGGUCCCAUCCACUACAACCUGCGAGUCGUCGAAUGCACGCUCGCAGCAGCCUACCUCAACGCCGUGCUCAACCCACCCGGCACUUUAUUGCCAGGUGACGCCUCUCCCCUGGGCAUCUCCCUCCACGGUUUUCACGAAACCUAUUUCGCCCUAUCUGAGCACAACUCGGGCGCCACCUCGAGCAAAUCAGUGUCAGAGCAACUCGAGGAGCUGCUCCAGCUAACCAAGCAAACCCUCACCAAAGAAGAGGGCUACACCCGCUCCGAAAUCGCCACGGUCCUCGGCCUUUCGUCGGUCGACGACCUCAACCAAAAAUUCACCUCCCGCUUCCCCGUGCGCGCCGAGCGCUUCAAGCUGCGUCAACGAGCGAUCCACGUCUUCAACGAAGCGUUGCGCGUGCUCAAGCUCAUGGAUCUUCUCGAAAACUCCCCUUCUUCUUCAUCAUCUUCUUCGUCAUCAACUACAACAGACCUCAACAGCCGCCUAGGCGCCCUGCUCAACGAGACGCAAGAUUCGUGUCGGGAGGUGUACGAGUGCUCGUGCGAGGAGAUUGAUCGGAUUUGCGCGAUUGCUCGGAAGGCGGGCAGUUACGGGAGUCGGUUGACGGGUGCUGGAUGGGGUGGGUGUAGUGUGCAUUUGGUGCCGGCGGAUAAGGUGGAUGCGGUCAAGGAGUCGUUGGAGAGGGAGUAUUAUAGUAAGUUGGAGUUGACGGAGGAGCAGAGGGAGGGGGCGGUGGUGGUUAGUAAGCCGGGGAUUGGAAGUGCGCUUUAUUUGGGUGGGAAGGGGGGGUUGGCUUGAUGGAUGGUAAAUAGGGGUUUGUGUUUACUUAUGAAGCCCCUGGUUGAAGCAAGCAUGAUGGGGGAAUAAUGAAAGUUUAACAUACACCAGUUGUGAGUUGAAGCGUGGG